AUGGAUCGACGGCAAUGGUCGCCGAAGCCACUGAAAAAGGUGUCGGAAUACUCGAAACCCUCGAAGGUUCCUAGAGCUCGUGAUGGUGAAGGGAGGCUGGGCUCGCCAGGGUUGGGAUUAAGCAUGGAUCGCCUGCCUACUCUGGUCAUUUUCCGACCGGUCACGCGUCUAGCCGUGGCCGGAGCACCAAGAUUGCUGGCAAAAACUGGUGGGCUUGGUUUUAGCGAAGGGAGAGAGAGACGCAGUAAAAAAAAUUAA
Molecule: messenger RNA, 258 nt
Organism: Prunus armeniaca (apricot)
Lineage: Eukaryota; Viridiplantae; Streptophyta; Magnoliopsida; Rosales; Rosaceae
Source: the annotation of a GenBank genome assembly